This is a messenger RNA of Lepisosteus oculatus (spotted gar), 544 nucleotides long. It is a transcript of the gene rps25, whose product is annotated as ribosomal protein S25. The record is from RefSeq and is a predicted model, not a curated record. Gene Ontology annotation, molecular function: structural constituent of ribosome. Gene Ontology annotation, cellular component: cytosolic small ribosomal subunit. Lineage: Eukaryota; Metazoa; Chordata; Actinopteri; Semionotiformes; Lepisosteidae.
UUGUACUUCCGGCAAGCGCGGAAGCACGGGGUUUCCUAAGGGGCUCGUGCAGGGGCUUUCUUCCUUUCUGUCCGACAUCUUGACGCUGCAGCAUCAUGCCUCCUAAGGACGACAAGAAGAAGAAGGAUGCGGGCAAGUCCUCCAAGAAGGACAAGGACCCCGUCAACAAGUCCGGAGGAAAGGCCAAGAAGAAGAAGUGGUCCAAGGGGAAGGUGAGGGAUAAGCUCAACAACCUGGUCCUCUUCGACAAGGCCACCUACGACAAGCUGUACAAGGAGGUGCCCAACUACAAGCUCAUCACGCCUGCCGUGGUCUCUGAGAGACUGAAGAUCAGGGGCUCCCUGGCCAGGGCUGCCCUCCAGGAGCUGCUCAACAAAGGAAUGAUCAAGCUGGUUUCCAAACACAGAGCACAGGUCAUCUACACACGAAACACCAAGGGCGGCGACGCUCCUGGGGACGAGAAGGAGGCAUAAGCAGAUAAUGCAUCUUGGAUACCUGUGAAGAUUUUGUUGGUAUUGUAUAAAUAAAAAGAAAACUAAAUCUC